This is a messenger RNA of Microdochium trichocladiopsis, 2163 nucleotides long. Its product is annotated as arylsulfatase. The transcript is spliced from 2 exons. The coding region runs from base 274 to 2055 and encodes 593 amino acids. Lineage: Eukaryota; Fungi; Ascomycota; Sordariomycetes; Xylariales; Microdochiaceae. The record is from RefSeq and is a predicted model, not a curated record. Gene Ontology annotation, molecular function: arylsulfatase activity.
CAUACCCGGUGCUUGGGACGCUUGCCAGGUGCGUGCGACUCAGCACGGUGUCCACAGAACUCGGGUGGUUCCGCCUGGUCCCCGAGCGUUUCCCCAAGGCCAGUCUCCAGCCCCGAGAACAGGCGAUAUUCUUCGCGACAGUAGACGACAGAAAGUGUACUCGUAUAUGCAUGCGAGCUCUUUGCAACUUGGUGACGUUUCCCACUUUAUGGUGCAGGACAUCCUUCGCAGCGGUAAGUACCACACUCCCAAGUUGUACACUUAACCUCAGUCAUGGCGCCGCAAGCACAAACUCGCAGGCCCAACUUCCUCGUCAUCCUCGUCGAUGACCUCGCGUGGUCUGACACGGGCUGCUUCGGCGGCGAGAUCUCGACCCCGCACAUUGACGCACUCGCCCAGACGGGCCUGCGCUUUACAGACUUCCAUGCCUCGGCUCUGUGCGCGCCCACGCGGUCGAUGCUGCUCACCGGCACCGACCACCACCUCACGGGGCUAGGCCAGCUGCCAGAGUUCAUCGCCCGUUCGCCGUCACACUCGGGAAAGCCGGGCCACGAGGGCUAUCUCAAUGACCACGUCGUUGCCUUUCCCGAGCUGCUGCGCGAUGCAGGCUACUUCACGACCAUGAGUGGCAAGUGGCACCUGGGGCUCGACAAGGAGCAUAGCCCUUUGGUCAAGGGUGGCUUCGAGCGCUCCUUUGCCAUGCUGCGCGGCUGCUGCAACCACUACGCCUACGAGCCCGAGGUCGCCAACAAGGCCGACGUCCCAGCCUUCUUUUCGACCAACACGGCCGCCUACCACCGCGAGGACGAGCACAUCGUCACAAAACUCCCCAAAGACUUUUACUCGUCCGAUUUCUAUGCCGACAAGCUCCUCGAGUACCUGACCGGCAACCAGGAGUCGGACCCCGACAGACCGUUCUUCGCCUAUCUGCCCUUUACCGCCGCGCACUGGCCGAUCCAGGCGCCGCGGGAAAACAUGGAGCACUAUCGGGGCCGGUACGACGCGGGGCCCCUCGCGCUGCGCAAGGAGCGCAUCGAGCGGCAGAAGAAGAUGGGGCUGAUCCCGGAGAACGUGGUGCCGCACCCCGUCGUGGCUCCCGAGGUGCCCGCGUGGGACGACAUGACGGACGAUGCGCGCGCGCGGUCGUGCCGCACCAUGGAGGCAUACGCGGGCAUGGUAGAGCGCAUGGACGAAAACGUCGGCAAGGUCGUCGAGUACCUCAAGAGGUCUGGGCAGUAUGAGGACACGUACAUUUUCUUCCUGAGCGACAAUGGGGCCGAAGGCGCGGCCAUUGAAGCCGGCCCCACGAUGCAGGGCAAUACCCUUGCGCACAUGCAGAAGUACUACGACAAUUCCCUCGACAACAUUGGUCGCGCAAAUUCGUACUGCUGGUACGGACCUCUGUGGUCGCAGGCCGGCACGGCCCCGUGUCGCCUGCACAAGUGGUUCAGCACCGAGGGCGGGAUCCGCGUGCCGUUCAUCCUGUCCAAGCCUGGACUGCCCCGCAAGCAGGAGGCCGGUCAGAUCGAAUCCGCCUUUGGCACCGUCAUGGACCUCGCGCCGACAAUCCUGGACCUUGCUGGCGUUCCUGCACAGAACGGCGGCGUGUUCAAGGGGAGGCAGGUGUACCCCGUCAAGGGUGUUUCGUGGAAGCACUGGCUCGCGAGCACAGAUGGUGGGAAAGAGCUGAAGGUGGAUGAAGACAUGAUCCACCCCCCGGAUUACGAGGUAGGCUGGGAGCUCAUGGGUUGCGCAGCGUUCCGCAAGGGCUACUGGAAGGUGAACUGGGUGCCGCCGCCCAAGGGGCCCGGAAAAUGGCAACUGUACGACCUGUCUCAGGAUCAGGGAGAGACCAAGGACCUGGCAGAGGAGAUGCCGCACAAGCUUGAGGAGCUGGUCGGCUUAUGGGAUCGGUAUGCCAAGGAUGUCGGCGUGGUCGGGCUCAAGAACGAGCUGCAGGAUUAUCGCGCCCUUACGGCGGAGGAAAUCUCGGCAGAUACCACAUGGCUGCGGUUCAUGAAUGCGCACGAGGAGCCUGUAGGAGCAGCUGCGUGACGCGCAGUUCCCACGGCGUAUUCCUUUGAAAGUCAGGAUGUCGACUUGCUUCACUGAAGGACAAAGAGAACAGAACAACCUUGUCAUGGGUAAAGCUAUCAAUUUCAC